Messenger RNA from Papilio polytes (common Mormon), 2300 nucleotides. RefSeq names its product cytoplasmic dynein 1 light intermediate chain 2 (gene Dlic). Gene Ontology annotation, molecular function: dynein heavy chain binding. NCBI's taxonomy places the organism in Eukaryota, Metazoa, Arthropoda, Insecta, Lepidoptera, Papilionidae. The transcript is spliced from 9 exons. Gene Ontology annotation, cellular component: centrosome; cytoplasmic dynein complex. Gene Ontology annotation, biological process: microtubule-based movement; microtubule cytoskeleton organization. Bases 103 to 1521 code for a protein of 472 amino acids. The record is from RefSeq and is a predicted model, not a curated record.
CUACCUGUCUGUUGUCUGUGGUGAGAGUGACGUAUGAACAGCCGAAACGAAAACGAAAGAAAAGCCCUCAGUGCCGUUGUUAUCUUCUAAAAUUCCUGAAGAAUGGAGACAAACGGCCAGGCUAAUGGGCUUAAAUCCAGAAAGAAAGACAACAGUGAUGGGAAAGACAAUUUAUGGUCUGCGAUUUUAGAAGAAGUUCAAAACCAGGGUAAUACUAAGCUACCUUCAAACAAGAAUGUAUUAGUUUUGGGAGAUAACGAAACUGGUAAAACCACACUCAUAGCUAAGUUACAAGGAGUUGAAGACCCAAAGAAAGGGUCAGCACUAGAAUAUGCAUAUAUAGAUGUAAGAGAUGAAUAUCGUGAUGACCACACAAGGCUCAGUGUAUGGGUGUUGGAUGGAGAUCCAGGCCACACAAAUCUGCUCAAGUUUGCAUUAAAUGAGGACACAUUCCCACACACUCUGGUCAUAUUCACAGUAGCGAUGACCACACCUUGGGGUUUAUUAGAUCAAUUACAAAGCUGGGCAUCAAUGCUUGGCGAUCACAUAGACAAAUUAGAUCUCACACCUGAACAAAGGUUGGAUAGCAAGAAAGUACAGACGCAGAAGUGGCAGCGGUAUACGGAGCCUGGUGAUGAGCUGGAGCCGGCUGCUUCACCGAUGAAGCGAUCCUCACGCAACCUGGCUGAUGAACUGGCUCAUGAUGAUGAUGACGACGCGCCAUUACCGGAAGCCGUGCUCACCACGAAUUUAGGACUGGAUAUUGUCGUCGUUGUUACUAAGACGGACUACAUGAGCACAUUAGAGAAGGAGCACGACUACCGCGAUGAACACUUCGACUUCAUGCAGCAAUGGGUGCGGCGCUUCUGUCUGCAGUACGGUGCUGCGCUAUUCUAUACCAGCGCCAAGGAGGACAAGAACUGCGAUCUGUUAUACAAAUACCUUACGCACAGGAUAUACGGACUGCCUUUCCGUACGCCGGCACUUAUAGUGGAAAAGGAUGCGGUGCUCAUUCCAGCGGGAUGGGACAGUAUGAAGAAGAUCAGCAUAUUGUAUGAAAAUAUGCAGUCGUGCAAGCCUGAUGAUUACUACCGGGAUAUCAUCGUGCAGCCCGCCACCAGGAAAAGCGGCGGACUGCGCGAGGCGGAGGUGUGCGCGGAGGACGAGCAGGCCUUCCUGCAGCGGCAGCUCGCCGCGCUGCAGGCCGGCACGCCCGCGCCGCGCGCCGACUCCCCGCUGCGGGCCGCGCAGCGCACCGCCGCACAGUUGGACGGCACAAAGAUCAUGGGCGGCGGUACUCCCGGCAACGAAGGCGUGCUGGCCAACUUCUUCAACUCGCUGUUAUACAAGAAGACUGGUUCCCCCGGCGUGGGCGUGGGCGUGGGCGGGCCGCGCGCAGACGCCUCGCCCGCAGCCGCCGCCGCCGCGCGCUCCGACGCCGCGGCAGAGCUGGACCGCCUCACCCGCGCCAAGCGCGCGCCGCACCCCGCGCCGCUCGACCUCAACGCAUCCGACUGCUAGCCAGAUACCAUAAGAUUAAUGCGGCGAGCGAACACAAACUCAGUGUAGCUCCGGCUCCCGACAGCGACGCUUGCGCACCGCGCCAACUGUCUCAACCUUACUCUAUACAUUGCUGGCUUGUACUUGGUUGUCGACGCACCGGUGACCGCACGCAGCGAUGUAACUCGGACACAUCUGUAUCGACUGUUUCGACUGCUGUGAUUGGUCGGCCGGUCGCGACGGACGACGGCUAUUGGUGGAAUACUGUGACGUCAUAGCGCGGUGACGCCGCGUAAUAUCGGCAAAGAGUGAUUAUUAAUGUAUUGUUUAUAUAAAGGAUUAGAUGUAUUGUAAAUUUAAUUUUGGUACGAGCAGGCCAUUUUCCUCGUAAUGAUAUUUCAUAUUUACACUCCGAAAGUUAUAAAAAAAAUAAAAUAUAGAAUUCUGUCAAAUGUCAAUGAAAUAACUAAUAAAACACAAUUUUAGUAUAAUUUAUUUUACUUAGUUAUGCGGAAAAUGUGUCCUGUCUACCAUUAGGAGCAACUUUGUAAUACAUUUCCAUUACACUACAGUGAAGUCGAAAAGCGGAAAUUAUUUCCUAUUUCAUAAUUGUUUUAUUUGUAAUAUGUUUUUUAAUGAUAUUAAUUAAGUAUUUAUUUAGUUAGCCUCAAGUGUAACUGGUUAAGAUUAUGUGACGGCAACAAUACGUAUUUAGUAAUAACAAUUUUAAGACAGGCGAUAGUUGUCAGGAACAUUUUCAUACGGUUCGUCCGUCGUUUCUGUGGUAAUAAUGUUCAAAC